Messenger RNA from Vombatus ursinus (common wombat), 6772 nucleotides. It is a transcript of the gene ESR1, whose product is annotated as estrogen receptor 1. Gene Ontology annotation, biological process: regulation of DNA-templated transcription; steroid hormone receptor signaling pathway. The record is from RefSeq and is a predicted model, not a curated record. Gene Ontology annotation, cellular component: nucleus. Gene Ontology annotation, molecular function: zinc ion binding; sequence-specific DNA binding; DNA-binding transcription factor activity. The transcript is spliced from 11 exons. Bases 292 to 2067 code for a protein of 591 amino acids. Lineage: Eukaryota; Metazoa; Chordata; Mammalia; Diprotodontia; Vombatidae.
GCACAUGCACAGAAGCUGUUUAAUGGGCUAGAAAGGUUAAUAGUCCUUCCUUCUGCAUAUUCUAUAGUAUAAGAAGACAGACAGGCUGUGAGGGGGAUUCUUCUGUCCAAUCUUCUAGACUGAAAGAUCUGAUCUGCAUGUAGAAAUGGGCCUGAAAAGAGUUGAGUGAGGUACAGCUUGCUUGCUACUACCUCCAUCAAGCCCUCCCAGACACUUCCAGGUGGCCCAUCGGCUGCUGAGUCCACUGCAGCUCCGGGAAACAGUUACGCGCCUUGCUCGCUGCUACUGACCAUGACCAUGACCCUUCACACCAAAUCGUCUGGAGUGGCCCUGCUCCACCAGAUCCAAGGCAAUGAGCUGGAGCCCCUGAAUCGUCAGCAGCUGAAGAUCCCUCUGGAUCGACCCCUGGGCGAGAUGUACGUGGACAGCAACAAGACUGGGGUCUACAACUACCAGGAGGGGGCUGCCUACGACUUCAACACCGCCGCAGCGCCGGUCUAUGGCUCGUCCAAUCUCACUUAUGCCCCCAACUCGGAGACAUUCGGCUCCAACGGCCUGGGGGGCUUCCACUCUCUGAAUAACGUGUCUCCGAGCCCCCUGGUCCUCUUGCACCCACCGCCCCAGCUCUCUCCCUUCCUGCAUCAUCACAGUCAGCAGGUGCCCUAUUACCUGGAGAACGAGCAGAGUGGCUAUGCCAUGAGAGAGGCCGCCCCCCAGGCUUUCUACAGGCCAGCUUCAGACAACCGGCGCCAGAAUGGUAGGGAAAGAUUGGCCAGUGCUGGUGAUAAGGGAACCCUAGCCAUGGAAUCUACCAAGGAGACUCGCUACUGCGCAGUGUGCAAUGAUUAUGCUUCAGGCUACCACUAUGGUGUCUGGUCCUGCGAGGGCUGUAAGGCUUUCUUCAAAAGAAGCAUUCAAGGUAAUAGGCAUAAUGACUACAUGUGUCCUGCGACCAACCAAUGCACCAUUGACAAGAACAGGAGAAAGAGUUGCCAGGCCUGUCGACUACGAAAAUGCUAUGAAGUGGGCAUGAUGAAAGGUGGAAUCCGGAAGGACCGACGAGGUGGGCGUAUGUUGAAGCAUAAGCGCCAAAGAGAAGAUCAGGAUGGGAGAAAUGAAGCAGGUCCCUCGACUGACAUGAGAGCUUCUACCCUUUGGCCAAGCCCUCUCUUGAUAAAACAUACCAAGAAGAAUAGCCCGGCCUUGUCCCUGACAGCUGACCAAAUGGUCAGUGCCUUGCUGGAAGCCGAGCCACCGAUACUCUAUUCUGAAUACGAUCCAAAUAGACCUUUCAGUGAAGCUUCAAUGAUGACUUUAUUGACCAAUCUGGCAGACAGGGAGCUUGUUCACAUGAUCAACUGGGCGAAGAGGGUGCCAGGUUUCGUGGAUUUGACACUCCAUGAUCAGGUCCAUCUGUUAGAAUGUGCCUGGUUAGAGAUCCUCAUGAUUGGCCUUGUCUGGCGCUCAAUGGAACAUCCAGGAAAACUUUUGUUUGCUCCUAACCUACUGCUGGACAGGAACCAGGGGAAAUGUGUGGAAGGGAUGGUGGAGAUCUUUGAUAUGUUACUGGCUACAUCCUCUCGCUUUCGAAUGAUGAAUCUCCAGGGGGAAGAGUUUGUGUGCCUCAAGUCCAUCAUCUUACUUAAUUCUGGAGUGUAUACAUUUCUCUCCAGCACUUUGAAGACGUUGGAAGAAAAAGAUCACAUUCACCGAGUCCUGGAUAAGAUCACCGAUACUUUGAUUCACCUGAUGGCCAAAGCUGGUCUCUCUUUGCAACAACAGCACCGGCGUCUGGCUCAGCUCCUCCUGAUUCUUUCCCACAUCAGGCACAUGAGCAACAAAGGAAUGGAGCACCUGUACAACAUGAAGUGCAAGAAUGUGGUCCCACUCUAUGACCUGCUCCUGGAGAUGCUGGAUGCUCACCGUUUACAUGCACCAGCAAACAGAGGGGGUGCCUCUAUGGAGGAAGACAACCAAAACCAGCUAGCAACUGCGUCAACUUCAUCGCAUUCCUUGCAAACCUAUUAUAUCACAAGGGAUGAGGAGAGUUUCCCCACCACACUCUAAGAGCUCCUGAGUCCCAGAUCCCAGGAGGUUCUGAGAAUCCUAGCAGCAUAAUACCUACUUCAUGCAUCACUUAAGCUAAAUAAUGCCAUAUAUACACACUCCAGUAUGCAUCCAUCACCAGUGAUUUUGAGUAUGAGUGGCCAUUCAUUUGCUUGCUACCAUUCUCAACAGCAAACAUUCAAUUGUUGCAAAUAGCCAACAGAGAUUCCAGGGCCAAGUUAAUUGUAAUUUUUUGCGAUGGCUCUUUUUACCCCCUUUGCUGCAUUAAUUAGCUUAAGGAUUCCUGAAGCUCUUCAUGACUGAGCUCAGCCUAAGAGUUGGGUCUCAAUUGGCCCUUUGCUUUAAAGCCAUGUUGAAGCCCUGACCUAGAAGGGAGGAAGGUAACAGUUCUGUUAAACACAUGUCUUUUGAUGACUGGCUCUAAGAAUGAGCCACUCACACAGAUUUCAAUGAGGUUCUUUAACUGCUGGCUUAGGAAAGGAUAGGUCACAGGUUAAUUAUAGCCUACUCUUAUAUUCCUAUAGAAAUGUAUCAUUUUUAUUAAAGUUAUAUUCUACAGCUUUUGCUCUGUUGCAUGGUGAUAGUAAAAUGUUCCUGUGAUUAUCUGUUUGUUUCCUCUGUAGCAAUACCAGAUGCAUCCAGUCUUAUAUUUUGAUCCUCUUUGCCAAAGCUCUGUGGGCUUAAUGCAUCAGAUGCUAGGGCUUGCUGAGAACUGCAUCAUUGAAGACAGUGUUCUAGAGGAUACAUGCUUUGCAUUUGAGGCAGUGGUCUCUGGUUAAUUCAUAUUUGCCAUUGCUAAUAGUCACAGGCAAGUUUGUCCCUAUUGAACACCCAUAUACUAAACUCCCCCUCCUACUUUUUUUUUUUUGGUAGUCUAAACCUUCUUGAUGACUUUUAAUAAAACUGGUGGGAGGUUGGCCUCAGGACUUGCCCUAUCAUGGAGUCUCAUUUGCUGACCAAAGAGCUCCAUAUGAACAAUUUGGAUUUUUAUGAAUAGCAAAAGUCUCCUCUCAUGUAGAUUAUCUCCUGGAAGUAUGUGAGACUCCACAGAAGGUACAAUGACUCAUUAGGCCAGAGACAUCUAGCUAACUAUUCACAAAAUGCUAUAUCCAGGCAUUAAAAGGUUCCAGGAGAGAAACAGGGAGAAAUAGACAAGAAGGAAGAGGAUAGAGCUGAACAACUGGACCUGUGUGUCAAUCUUCAGUCACACAUUUUCUGGGUUUUCUGAGUUCAAACUCAGCACUAAGCUUACCCAGUCACGAGUGAGCAAGCCCAUUGUCCCUUACAUUUCUUCAACAUUUUCCUUAGGCAGGCUCAGCUUGGGUCUUAAUGAUCUUAUCUUGUCAAGAGAGGCAGUACUAGCCUGGCUGUGUCCCCAGAACACUUAGCUUGUAAGGACUGUCUGUUAAGUUAGUGCUUCUGGAGUGGGGAGGUAGUGCCCAUGUAGUCAGGCUGAAGGCUUAGAUGCCUUAGGUUAGAUCAUUUGGAAAAGAAUGGAAGGGCUUGGCCAAAACUUUAUCAAUUGUAUUUCCUUGUUUUUUUCCCCAGAGUUCAGCCUAGAAAACGUCUUCUCCAUGGCCCAUUUUGUUUCAUAAGCCAAGAAUGAGAAGUUAGCCCCGGGGCCACAGGAAUCCUUCUAAUUAACUUAAAAAAGAAAUGAUCUCCCAACCUUAGGACAGCCUUUACAGGAACUGUUACCUUGUCAGAUUGCAGCACAAGGGAUUGUCAUUUCACAACAAAUAGGACACAUAUGGACCCAGGGCACUAAGAAAAACAUUUGCUGUUAACCACCUUCCUCCCUAAUAGGCCCAUAGUCUAAGAUUCAAAACAGAACUGAGAGAUUACUUGGCAAAUCAUAAUUAGGAUCAGCUGCUUGGGAUUCUCAUCAUACAUGUAGUAUGUAAAGCAAAUUAAAAUAUGUUUAUUUCCAGGCACCCAGUGUGAGCCAUGAUGGAAGUGUUGGGAAAUGGGAAGGGACAAAACAAUGUUGAUUUCUGGUAUAUGUAUGUGCAUUUAACUUUCUAGGCAAUUUUACUUGUCUACAUCACUAAUUUGUUCACAAAAUAUAUUUUUUUUCUUUUUUUUUGUCAUUUUGUGUGGGGAAAAGCACCUUAUAUAAUGUAAUAUAUUUUUUAAAUUGCAUCACUUGCUUAUCAGACGAUUGAAUGUAGCGAUUGUGUUCUAGAUUUUGGUUGACUGAGUUACCAUGCGAAAAACCAACCAACAAAAUGUUUAGCUCUUAGAUACUCUUCAAGCUACCUUAUUGUGUAUGCUGUCAUUUAAGGCCUGGUGAUUGUUCAUUUACAUGAAAAUCACAUUUCAUAUCAAUUUUUAUAUCCAUAAUAGACAAAAGCAGCAUGAAUCUCGGUGCCUAUUGCUAGAUGUUGGAAAAUGGUCAAUCUCAUGUAGCAGAGCCUAGACCUGAGAAGGAAGACUAUUCAGGGCAGCUAAUUUUGCUUUUACCAAAAUAUUAGUAAUGAUAUUUCUGGACAGUAGCCAUUAAGAUGGUGGAUUCUUUUUAAUGUUUAUACUUGGAUUUCCUUUUUAAAAAAACAAAAAACAAAAAAACAAAAACAAAUAAAAAGCUACCCUAGGACUAUAGAUGACUUAAUUCCAGCUGUAACCAAACAGAAAUAGAGUGGAGGAUUUCACUUAGCUCAUCCAAAGAGUUUGUAUUCAUGUCAAGAUCCCACUAAGCUCAAGACGGGAAGAAAAAAUUGGAUGGACUCAUUAUUAGCCUGCUAUAUCUGAGUCUUGAACAAUUUUAGAAAUUUCUUCCUGGCCUUAAAUGAAAUGGCAACUAGUGAGUGAAUGACAGUUAGUUUCGGCUGCUCUUCCUUACUCAGGCAUGUACUGGAGAUCCAUUGUUAGUAGUUUUCUUUCUGGGGAAAUUUAUAGGUGGGAAGGUAGGAUUUGCUUCUUCAUUUUCUUUUGGGGGAUGAUACAAUGAUUGUCAAUUGCUUAUUGCUUUCUAGGGCAGGUUAGGAAAAUGCACAUUAAGGGUUUGCCAUCAAAACUGUGCCCCAUAAACUACAUUCAGAUAACUUGCUCAAAUGGACAGUCACUUAGAAAAAGGUAGUUUUAGGGCUUUUAGAAAUAGGAAAGGAAAAACAGGACUUGCUUCAGGCCCAGACAGGCAAGACAUUUUCUGGAGAAACAAAGCUAACUUAAGAGCUGGGCCGAAUUUUCUCUUAACCACAGUCUAGCUAUGGACUUAAUGGAGUGAUAGUUUAGUGAUAUCAUAGAGUAACAAGAGGGUGUAAAAAAACAAAACAAAACAACAAAUCUAAUACCCAACAUUCAUUGCUAAAGCCUGCCCCUGAGGAAAAGCAGUCUUGGAUUUGAUUUGCCUCAUCCACUUUGAAGCAAAGCUAAAGCUCAUGUCCUUAUGAGAGAGAGGAAACACACACACAUAUACACACACACAUACACGCACAUUUAUAAUUCAGCUUUAAAUACACCAAUGUGACAUUGUUUUUCCCCCUGUUUUAUUUCCUUUGGGAAGAGUUGGUUUGUGGGGAGGACAGCUCUUAUACUGAAAUUGGUAUUCAUUAGAAUGACUAUACUAUAAACCAUUGGUCUAAAGUACUAAAUGAAAUGUAUUUAUUUAGGAUUUAUACUAUGCCCACUUCCAAAAAGGAUUUGAGGCAGCAUCACUUGAGAGGAAACAAUUCAAAACAAUUUUCCAUUCAUAAUGACUUUCCCAACACUGAGUUGUCUAUUUCUAGGACCUGCCCAUUCUCAAAAAAAUGAGAUUAGAUAGCUAUGGAUGCUGUGAUCAAUGUCUUAUCUACCCACUGGCAAAUUUGCAAAGGGAAACUAGCCUUUUUUUUUUUAAAUCAGUCUGGUCAUUAUAUGCUUUGAUUCAUUGAUCAUUGUUCUAUUUUGAGCAAGUCCUGGGAGUUGGACACAUAUCUUACUGCAUACUUUUCUUUGCCAGUAUCCCAGAAAUUUAAUAUAUUUUCAACUGGAGUCAAAUGAAUUAAAUUGUGAGAACCAAAUAUCCAUCUUUCCAUUAUCGCAAUUUUCUUCUGUUUCUAGCUGUAUUUCUCUGUCUUAAUUAAAAAUGUGGGCUAUUUUUAAGUCAUUGGAGAUUAUUUUAUAAGUGAUUGCUGCCUUUAUUAAGCAUUUCAAUUUUGCACUCUUUCAGAGAUUAAAGAAAAAAAAUUUCUAUUAUCUUUUUUGCAUCCAAAUGUGCCUGAACUUUUAAAAUAUGUAAAUGCUGCCAUGAUCCAAGCCCGUCCUCAGCGUGUAUGUGCUGCACAGCAGAGUACCUGGAAAACCAACACACAAUCCCCACUAGAAACCAGGUGCCACCAACAACUGACCCCUCUGUGAAUGAAGAGAGGUCCUUGGUCACAGAGACUUGAAUUAACAAGCGACUUUACGCCAGUCUAUGUCUCUCACAGCUUCAGAUAAUGAUGCUUUUUUUUGGUAUACUCUACACAGUCUUUCCACGUAGAGUCUUUGUUUCAUGGGAGGAGGCUCAGCUGCCAUGAUGUGCUGGCUGGAUUAUUCUGCUCUUUCGCUGAUGCAUACUGUUUUUUGAUGUAAUUUUGUUUUGUUGCUGCCUUGCUUUGUUAAAUGAAACACACAUGUAAACCUCUUUUGCACCUUUAAGAAGUAAAGAAUUUGGUGGGAUACCCAAGAACCUGUAGACAAUUUUCUCAACCUCUUUGAUGUUCAAAUAAACAAUUAAACAGAA